AUGGAGUGUCAAAAGUGCAAAAAGGCGCUGCCCAAGAAGGGGGCACAAUUCAAAUGCACUGGCACAUGCCAGGGCACAUUCCACAAAUCUUGUGUCAAGGGGCUGGCGGCGGACCUCAAAGCGGGUAAAACAAGGUUAUACUGCAAUAAUUGUGGUGGCGAAGACUCGGACACGGACGAAAUCGAUGACACCAACAACAAUGUCUUGAAGGAGAUUAAUCAGAAGAUCAACAUAAUCAAAGACGUGAAGAAACAACUCAUUACUUUAACAGAGAGCAUGGAGUUUCUCUCUGAAAAAUAUGAAAUAUUGCUGGCUGAGCACACUCAAAGUAAGGAUAGAAUAGAAAAGCUGGAAAAAUGUGUAACAACUCUCAACAACAAAACCACUUACUUAGAAAAGUGCAAUGGAGCGCUUGAGGAGAAAAUCCAAGAAAUGCAGCAAAAAUCUCGUCAGUAUAACAUUGAAAUUGUAGGAGUGGAACAAUUGCCUGAAGAAAAUAUGAAAGACAUGAUGGAAAAAAUAGGAGCACUACUUAAAGUAAAUACAGAACACAUUUACAGCUUCAAAAGGUUGCUAUCACGGAACAAAAGCAAGCCUCCACCGAUCAUGGUAAGGUUCAGAAAUGAUGAUGAUGGCUAUGCAGCACGUGAGCUGUGGCUAACACAGCGUCGGUUGGUGAAAAUAGUAAGCAACCAGAUAACCCUAGGAAGCAGCCAGGACAGAGUGUAUGUCAAUGAAGACCUCACAAGGGACAUGCGUGACUUACUAUGGAAGGCGAAGACAGAGCUGAAGGAUAAGUACCAGUUUGUAUGGGUCCGCAACGGGCGAGUCUACGCUAAGAAGGACACAAAUGCAAAGCCACUGUGGGUUCGCUCUGAGAGCGACAUUGCAGAGCUCAAGGAUAAGUGA
Messenger RNA from Plutella xylostella (diamondback moth), 909 nucleotides. RefSeq lists its product as uncharacterized. The record is from RefSeq and is a predicted model, not a curated record. Lineage: Eukaryota; Metazoa; Arthropoda; Insecta; Lepidoptera; Plutellidae.